This is a messenger RNA of Parnassius mnemosyne (clouded apollo), 6966 nucleotides long. Lineage: Eukaryota; Metazoa; Arthropoda; Insecta; Lepidoptera; Papilionidae. The record is from the annotation of a GenBank genome assembly.
GCACGUUAUUGCAAAUUGCAAAUGGCGUCCGCGUGACGGGUGAUCGCUCUCCGUCAAAAUGCAUACGCGAUGUUAUGAAAAGUUAAAAUAUUUCUAAAGUGACGUCUACAAGACUUCUUACAAUGUGCGAAAGAGAUAUCCAAACUAAAACAAUAUACUUGUGAGUUCCAGUAUUCUAUAUAUAUACAGUCUAGUCUUAAAGUUUCUUAUUAAAAUAAAAACCAAACGAGUAUUCCUUGUACUUAAAAUAUUUCUACUUAAUAAUAAAGCUGUGAUAAAGGAGAAUAUUGUGGACUUUUUGUUAUUUUAAAUAUAAAUGCUGUGCAAUUUUUUUAACCAAUAACAGUGCAAUUAAUGUUAUGAAGGACUGAGAGAGCGUCGGCCAAAGAUAUUUUAAUACUUAGGUAGGAAUGUUUUUAUAAAACGACAUUAGUUUUGAUCCGUCGUCGAGUUUUGACACAUCGACAGAAGAUGGCGCUACCUCCGCAACAGUUCUGCGUUAGAUGGAACUCAUACCACACAAAUUUACAGGCGGUUUUCCCCCGUCUACUACUAACCGAGCAAUUCGCGGACGUGACCUUGGCGUGCGAGUCAAGACAGCUGCGCUGCCACAAGCUUGUGCUGUCCGCUUGCUCUGCGUACCUCGAGCGGCUGCUGUUGCAGAACCCCUGCAAGCACCCCAUCGUGCUCAUGAGAGAUAUGAGGUUCAGCGAAAUGCAGGCGCUAGUUGACUUUAUGUACAAGGGCGAGGUGAACGUCACGCAGGAGGAGUUACCCAGCCUCCUAAAGUCCGCAGAAGCGCUGCAGAUCAGAGGUCUGUGCUCGAGCGACACGGCGGGGCUGAGCUCGGAGCUCGCUCCUGAGGGAAAGGACUUCACCGUUGCUAGCGAAGCCUUAGUGGCGAACGCCCAGAGAGAAGCCACCACAAACGGUCCAACACCCCAACAACAAAAACCAAUCACCAACAACAACAAUAACAACAACACGAGCCCAACAACAAGCACAACGACAGUCAAUGGACCAAAGAAGCGAAAAUCGGAGGAGCGAGAACGGAACCCGGAAGUCAAGGAAGUGAAAGAGGAGACUGUGGAAGAAGACGGCCUGUAUUACGGAGAACUGGACAACGACCAUAUUGAAUAUAACGAAGAGGAAGAAUCUGGAAAACCCGGCAGUAGUCUAGGGCAAACAUCAGAGUUCGCGAUAGCCAACGUGCAGUGCCAAUACGACAGUCCGUCAGACAACGAGCUGGAUACGGAGCGACCGGCGGCGAGACCUCCGGACGACCACACCUACGACUUGCGCGACGAGCCGCCAGCCUUCAUCAUCCACCAAGUUAACCACACACCUGGAUUACCAGCUUCGGCCCCUUUCGUGGAAGUGAGGCCCAAGAUAAUGACUAUAGGACCGGGCUACACAUCAGGAGUGAACGUCAUCCACGUGGGAGAUCCGCCACAGAUGAGCCAGCCUCCGCCGGCGGAGUACAACAUGAACAAGCGCAUCCGGCGCAGUGAGGUGGUGCUGCGGCAAGCGGCCGACUGUGUCAGCCGCGGUCUCACCUUCCAGACCGUUUCCGAGAAGUUCAACAUACCCAUCUCCACUAUACGCUUCUUUAUGGCGCGGAAAGGCAUCCUGCCGCGUCGACGCCGCGGCCGCUGUGCUCAAAUGAGUCGCACGAGCAAUAGUCCCGAACCGCCAUUCCAUAUGCAGCACUACAAGCUGCCCGAAAUGUCGCUACGACCCGAGGAGACAGACACCAGCUCGCCCCCAGAACUGAAGCAACAAUAAAUCGCAUCUUACAGUACCUCGACCGUAUCCAUAUCAUGGAUAAGUACCUUUGUUAACAUGUUCAUUAUCAUACGAAAUGACGUUUUGUUAAUGCCUACUUUUGUUUUUUUUUGGUAAAAGUGUUUUCGUAUUUCAGCCUACUUUUUAAUAUUGUUGUUGUCAUAACUACCUACUACAUGUUACGAUAGUAAAGAUAAUAACGGCAAAUUUAAAAAAAAAAGCUUAAAAUGUUUAUGGUUGGUGUAAAUUAUGAAGUCCCAACCUGUACUGUGUUUUUUUUGUACCUGUCAAUAAUAUUAUCAUUUUAAUUUAGCCUCACUAUGAGUAACUAAACCUCGGCUAUUCAAUACGCUAACAGCAUUUUGUAAUGAAAUAAAGAUAUGUUCUUACGUACUUUAAAAAAAAUUGUGAAUAUAAUAUGUUAUCUGUUUAGAAUCUCCAAUUGUAUAAAUCCAGAAUUGUAGUAUGUCGUAAUACUUUAGUAAGUAAAAUAGAUGUAUGUGUAAAAGAUAGGUUAAAUAUUGUAUAGAACGACAACCAGCUUUUAAUAGCAACGUCCUACGACUAAUGUGUAACACGAUCAGCGUUGCCAACUCUUUAUAAAUAACAACUAUUUAUAGUUUUACUCUGAGGAUUUUAUGGUCAAAAAUUAAAAUACAAUAUCACCACGACGUUUCCAACAAACCUUAUUUAUUUUAUGAUUUCUAUUUGUGCUCUUUUUAAAUGUCUCAACUUUUUUCUGAGUAAUCUCAUUUCUUUCUUUAGUAUAAUCAUUGUAUAAUAUGUAUGUACUAUACGAUGAAACUAGGUACGAUACCUAUUCGCAAACGAUAUGAUUGCGUUCAAUGAUAUUAUAUACUGUAGAUAUGAUAUUAUAAAAAAUGUUGCAAACAAUAACGGCACUCAUUCAUACACAUUACUUUCAUUCAUCUUAUGGCUUAGCCACAUUAUGCUGCUCGCGCUGCCACAAUGUUGCCCUCUCUGGCCACACACUGCUCUACUCGUGCAAUUAAUUGCGACGUUUCGCACAAGUCGCUCGCGUUUACAACACAAUGGUUAAUGAAACUGUGGUUGUAUAAUUAUAUCAAUGUCACAAAAAAGGAGGUCGUUUUAGCCAACGGAGAUGGUGGAUGAUAUCUAUUUAUCGCGAGAGAACGAUGCGAGCGCUCGAUUCGGACUGUGUUUGCGCGAGUCUGUGGCCAGCCACUCGCGCUCAAUUUGCCAGUCCUUUGACUCGCAUCCAAAAAGCCGACAAAACAGGGAGCGAUGGGCAUGACGAGGAGCAUGACGUGCAGCAUGACGAGUAUUGUGGCCACACUACGUCUCUGCCUCCUUUCCUCGCUACUUCCCAUGCCACUUGACGAGUGUGUGGCAGGGGGGUUACUCAGGCCACCAAUCACCGCAUAUAUGUAUGUCUGGAGUGCACAGGUCUUUAUCGUCCUCGCGUCAAAUUUAUUUGCUGUCUCUUUCUUUUUUUCUUGUGUUUUCUUAACUUAAAAAUCAAUUGGUACACCUUUUAAAUCACACGAUAGCAUUUUUAUUAUUGUUAAAAAAAUUUAUGCACCGACUUUCUCGUCUUGUGUGGCGAGGACUAAAUACAAAAGUCCUAGUUAUGACGUUUUCGAGUCUUCACCACGCGCGCGCUAACAAUAUAUUUACUUCUGCUGUAUAUAAUAUAAUAUCAAUGAUUACGUUAUAUACAUUUUCCCUCUAUUUUUCAAAGACUUGUAUGCUAUAUUAUUUGCUAUUUUUAUAGUUUGUUCGGUGUUACAAACAAUAAAUAUUUUUGUAAUGGUUUUUUAUAGAUUUUAUUUGAAAUGUCUUUAAUUUCAAUACUAUAAUAUGUUCCUUUAGCUGAAACGGUUAGUGUUAAAUACUAACUACUUAUUUUUAUUGCGUUGUUAUUAUAAGAAAUUCACCUCACAGUAAUUAGUUAUCACUACCUACCAACCUACCUAUUUUAAUGUUUAUUUUAAUUCGCAAAUCAAGAUAGCGAUAUUGCGCUUCAGGUCUCAUACAACAAUUAGAUAAUAAAGUUUAUUUAAUUAUUUUACAAGGAAAUUAUGAAUUAUAUUAAUUAAUUUAGUGAUUGGUUUAUGUCGGACAUGUGUUAAUACACUUGAUAGCUUGAGAAAGAACUGUAUUAUACAUGGAUUAGUGUUUUAGACAAGUUAAAUAUGUUAGUUAGUAGAUAUGUCUUUAUUUAGUUUUAAUUCCGACAUUUUUGUGAUUUAUUUUAUUUAAGCGAAUUGUAUAUAUGUAAUUUUUAUGACUGAUGUUUUUGGCAGCUAGGCAGUAUCUAUAGGAUUAAGUCGUUGUUUUAAUUUAAAAAAAAAACAGAUGUCACACUGCGCGGCAUAGAUAUUUAUAUCUAUAUCACCAUCGGAGCACUUGUUUUGUUGUUUCCAUUAUUAGUUCACAUACGCAAACACACAAAACCUAUCACUUUUACGUAUCACCAUCCACUUCAAACCAUUAUUUAAAAGAUAAUACAGGAUCAAAAAUAUAGCCUUUUAUAAUCUGGCAACACUAUUUAGCCGGUGAGCAGACAAGCGCGGGAUUCAGAUCAGACUGCGUAAGUAAGAGGGGUGGUCAUCGGCAAACUAUCUUAUAAAUAAUGUAUAGCAACUAUCAAUAACCAAAUUUUUGUCAACGCAAACAAAUAAGUGAUAAUUAAAGUCAGUCGCUUUGUUAAUCUUCUAUGUUUGAGAGCGCACAGACAGCUGACAGUUGGCGAAGGUAUCUCAAGGCGCCUAAGCAGACAGAUACCUUAUCUUGAGAAUAACAUCACCAUCAGAGCACUUGUUUCACCAUUUUCACUAAUAGUCCACAUGCACAGACAUUUAAUAAACAAAAUCGCACCACUUUUACAUAUCAAAAUCCACUGUAAACCAUUAUUUAAACAAUAAUACAAGAGCAGUAAUCCUCCACCGUUCAAGUUCCCGCAAAAACUUUUAAAAUCACAAUUUUUUUAAUAACUGGAUUUACGGCUCUGGGAUCUAGCCCUUCUGAGCCUGAAGUUACAAUAUAUUAUAAUUAUCCUUCAUAGUAUACUGCUUCACAAUAUGUUGAUGCGCCACAUUGUGCAGCCCUUGGGAGAUUUUGACGGCAACUUGAGCCAGCAGACAGCUGACGGUUGGCGAUGGUAUUUUAAGGCACCUAAGCAGACAGACACCUUAUUCUGAGAAUCACAUCACCAUCAGAGCAUUUGUUUCACAGUUUCCACUAAUAGUUCACAUGCGCAGACACUUAAUACACAAAAUAGCACCACUUUUACAUAUCAAAGUCUACUUCAAACCAUUAUUUAAACAAUAAUGCAGGAGCAGCAAACCGCCGCCGGUCAAGUUCCCGCCAAAACUCUCUUAUAAUCACAAGUAUUCCAUGCCACAUAGUGUAACAUAAUGUUUGACGUAUUAUUAUAUUAUUAUAGUUUAGAACCGCUUUUGUAGUUAUAUUUUGACAGCAGUAUUAUGUUACGAACAAUAUAUUAGAAUCAGUAGAUUUACCCUUUAUUUGAAUCUACUAUAACUGUACAUAUUUAUACUAUAUCAAGUAAAAUACCACUUGAGUUAUAUUUAAAUCAUUGUAUAAAUAGCUUGUUUUAGUCCCAUUUCAUAACUAAAUUUUUGUAACACAAAAUGGAAAGCAACAAUUUAAUACAUGUUUAAACAGUAAGUUUAUUAGUGUAUAUUUUCCCAUUUUAUGGGUCGACUAAAUAGUUUUAAGUCUUGUUUUAAUAUAACUAUUAUACUAAUGCAUUUAUUAGCUUUCCGAACGUACCUAAUAGGUAUUAAAUUAUUUAUUACAGAUAUCGAAAACAUUUUCUUUUACAAUUUGAUAAUCGAUCUUGUUUUAGGUUAAUCGAUUUGUUCUUAUAAAUAGUCCUCAUUGAAGAACUAAGUAAUGUAACACAAAAACAAAAAAAAGCUUUUCUUAUUACGAAACCGUAUUUUAGAUUUUUGUAAAUAAAUUACAGAUUGUUAAUAAUUCCAUACAAAGUUUCGUAUGGACAACAAAGACUUGUAUGUAUAAAACUAGACGGGCUAUGCGGCCUUAAUAAAGUUACGGUUCUCCAUAAUUCGUUUAUUCAAACAACCGACGAGAAGACUACUUACUUCUUUGUCUUAUAAACCCUUAAAGUUGUUUUCGACAAUCUAAUACUGAUUUUGUUAAAUGUAACCAAGAAAACGCUGUCAUUAUUUUUGUGCGCACUUUGUCAAUGUGAUUUGAAGCUUAUUUCGUACUAGCUGUUCCCCGCGACUUCGCCCGCGUGUAAUUUAUUACGAUUGGAUUUCAUGUGUUUUAAUUUUUUUGCGCGGAACACUAACUCUUUCAAAAACAAAAAUAGCCUAAGUUACUCUUUAUAACAUCAGCUAUCUGCCAGUGAACGUGCCGCCAAAAUCGUUCCAGCCAUUCCGGAGAUUAGCCGGAACAAACAGACAGACAGACAGACAAAAAUUUUAAAAAUUGUGUUUUCGUUAUAAGUACCGUACAUAUAUACUUUCAUAUGCAUUUAAUAAAAAGCUGUUAUUUUGACAUUACAAACAGACACUUCAAUUUUAUUUAUUUGUGUAGAUAAGUAUUUAACAAUAUUUCGAGUGUAUUUUUUUUUGUAUGUUACGCGAUAUCUUCGCUGACUUAAUUUUUUAAAAGAACCAAUUUUGAUAUGAAAUAUGUAAUACUAUAAUUUGGAGAAAAAGUUUUCACCCUUAAGGGUAACAAAUAAAUUGCAGUUGAUCAUGAGCGGCGGUAGUCACUUUCCAUCGGGUGAGCUGCAUGAUCGCUUGCCCCCUCUCCUAUAAUAAAAAAAAACUUAUUUUUUAGCAAUUUGAAGUCGGUUUUUGUUUUUUGUUAAAGUUAUAAUUAUUGUUCUGAAUUGCCGGUCUAGUAGUGUAUAUAGAUGUCUUUGAUAGACAGUAAAGAAUUAGAUAUGAAACGGGACUGCCUUCAUCACCAAACGCGCAGCUGCGAAGUAGAGACGGAUAUUCUAUAAACUGGGUUUAUUUAUACUAAGAGGUACGAGUACAAACGUGCCAUGUUCACUCAGUUUGUCCAACAUAGGUAAGCCGAGAGCCGCUUGUAUGGACGAAGCGGGAUCUAGUUUUGCAACGCAUAUACAAUAUAUAGUAGACGUGAGAGUGUGUGUAGACAUUAUACAAAUGUAAUAAAGUAUUUUUGUGU